AUGACCACCUCGCCCAACAACGACUGGGUCGCCCUGUGCGAGGCAAAACGAAACGCCCAAGCAGCGUCCAUACCGCCAUCCUGGGUGAUCACACCACCGGCGCCGGAUACCCAGCUCAACGUCCUCGAUAUCCCGCAGACAUGCGGCCUGCUCACCCCACGCGAACUCGAGAUAACAGAAUUCGGCGCUCGCGAUGUCUCUGAGCUCGUUGAGAAACUGGCAAAGGGAGAAUGGUCUAGCGUCGAGGUGACGACGGCGUAUUAUAAGCGUGCUAUAGUUGCACAUCAAGUGACCAACUGUCUCACAGAAAUAUUCGUGGAUCGUGCUCUAGCGCGCGCUAAGGAACUCGACGAGUAUCUAGCACAGAAUGGCAAACCUAUAGGUCCUCUUCAUGGCCUUCCCAUGUCUCUCAAAGAUCAAUUCACCAUGAAAGGCCUCGAAACUAUCAUGGGAUAUGCGUCCAACAUUGGCAAGUUUGCAGAAGAAGACUGUGUCCUCGUCGAGAUGCUUUACGACCUUGGCGCAGUCCCUUUCGUGCGUACAAACGUCCCACAGACACUCAUGUGGGGCGAAACACAUAAUAAUGUCUUUGGCCGAACUACGAAUCCGUACAAUCGCGGAUUAACUCCAGGCGGAUCCUCUGGUGGAGAAGGUGCACUCCUGGCCAUGAAGGGGAGUCCUUUAGGUAUAGGUACAGAUAUUGAUGGUUCCCUUCGGAUCCCUUCUGCGUUUUGUGGCCUCUAUACUCUACGCCCAUCAUACGAACGCUUGCCAUACUAUGGAGCAUCCAAUGCGUUGACUGGGCAAGAAUCCAUUUCUUCGGUCCUGGGACCAAUGUCGACGUCCCUCUCUUCACUCAAAUUGCUCACGCGAUCACUGAUUGACGCGCGGCCAUGGGAGAAAGAUCCCUUGGUCGUGAGGAAGAGGUGGUGCGAGGAUGAGUAUAAGCUGGUGGAACACGGGGGAGGAAAGGGGAUGGUAUUUGGGGUCAUAUGGGAUAAUGAGGUCGUUAGGCCGCACCCCCCGCUUGUUAGAGCGAUGAAGUAUGUGAAACAGGCGUUGGAGCGGGCUGGACACAAAGUAAUCGACUGGAAACCACUCAACCAUAUUGACAUAUAUAAAAAUGCUCAAACAAUUUUGGUGGCGGAUGGCGGAGAAGAUUACAAGCGUGAUUGUGCGCUUUCGGGAGAGCCCCUGAUCACAUCGAUGAGCCCUGAGGCGGGCGCCCACCCAAUACCUGGUGAGGCUGCUCAUAGCAUGGAGCUGGAGCUCUGGCAACUUCACAACGAGAAGCGUGCCUUGCGCAAAGCGUACCUAGAUCAUUGGAAUUCCACGAAGAGUAUUACAGGGACAGGAAGACCUGUCGACGCAAUCAUAUCCCCUGCAGUAGCGUAUACUGCAGUGCCACACGGGCUUAACUAUGACUCCUUUUACACCACUCUUGGAAAUUCGAUGGAUUACGCGUGUUCUGGUUUCCCGGUGACUUUUGUUGACCCCAAGCUAGACGUGCCGCUGCCUCCACACGAGUUCCAUAAUCACGAAGACGAGGCGUUUUAUAAACUAUAUCAUCCUGAUCUGUUCCCUGGUGUUCCUGUUGGGCUUCAGCUCAUCGGCCGGACACUUGAAGAAGAAGCGGUCAUUAGGAUGACUGAGAUUGUGGAUUCGGCGUUGAGGAAAUGGAAGGGGGAGAAUGGACUUCAGUGA
Messenger RNA from Serpula lacrymans var. lacrymans S7.9, 1704 nucleotides. RefSeq lists its product as uncharacterized. The record is from RefSeq and is a predicted model, not a curated record. Lineage: Eukaryota; Fungi; Basidiomycota; Agaricomycetes; Boletales; Serpulaceae. The transcript has 10 exons. Bases 1 to 1704 code for a protein of 567 amino acids.